This is a messenger RNA of Dreissena polymorpha, 3378 nucleotides long. RefSeq lists its product as uncharacterized. The record is from RefSeq and is a predicted model, not a curated record. Lineage: Eukaryota; Metazoa; Mollusca; Bivalvia; Myida; Dreissenidae. Bases 1 to 3378 code for a protein of 1125 amino acids. The transcript has 2 exons.
AUGACUUCUGAGGAAUCAGUGACUUCCAGGAAAGACUGGAUGACAACCAGGAAUAGAUUGGUGACAACUGGAGAGACAGUGGACAUCCAGGAGAGACUGGAAUUGGGUGAGGCCUAUACAGAGACAGCUCAGUGUGUUUGCGGGAAAAUCUGUAAGAAUGCCAGGGGUCUCAAGAUACACCGGUCUAGGAAGGGUUGUCAGCCUGAUCCGGAGCAGAGACAGUGCACAGACUUGUCUGGUGAGACACAGGAGGACCACAGCCAGGAAGAACACCACAGUGCUGAGGAUCUCCACGAAUCUGAGGUGGAACAGGUGGAUAAGCCUACAAGACCAGAACCUGAUCUUGGUAGCCAGGGCAGUCGUACAGAUGACAGACUAGAGCGCAUCAAAUGGCCAGCUAUGAACGAGAAACAGUGGAAGGAGUUUGAUGAGGAUGUAGAUGGCAUCGUGGAACAGGUGUUACUUGGAACAGUAGAAAGGAAACUGCGGAGUAUGUGUAGACUGAUAUAUGCAGUCGGGAAGGAAAGAUUUGGGGUGACACCAUCGGAAAGGAAGCAGACUACAGUCGCCAAGAACAGACGGCAGAUAGAAAUAGAGAAGUUGAGGAAGGACCUUCGCAACUUGGGGAACCAGUACAGACAGGCAUCAGAGCUAGAGAAAAUUGGUCUACAGGAACUACGAGACCACACCAGACGCAGACUUCAAGACCUGAGGAAAGCGGAAAGGAUACGAAAAGCCAGAAGGGAUAAGGCCAGACAAAGAUCACGAUUUCUUUCCAAUCCCUAUGGUUUUAGCAAGGAAAUCCUUGAAGAGAAGAAAGCGGGACAGCUGAAUUGUUCUAAAGAGGAGGUUGAAGAGCAUCUGAAGAACACGCACUCUGAUCAGGCGAGACAUAUGCGGAUGGAGGGACAUGAACGCAUAGCCCCAGUACCCAUGCCCAUUGUUGCAUUUACUGAGGGAGAACCAACCCUCAAGGAGGUCCAAGAUAUAAUCAAGAAGGCUAGAUCCAAGUCAGCACCAGGCCCAAAUGGAAUACCUUACAAGGUGUACAAGUCAUGCCCAAAACUGCUGAGACGGUUGUGGAAACUAUUGAAGGUGGUCUGGCGUAAAGGAGAUGUACCUGUGGAGUGGCAGCGAGCAGAAGGCAUCUUCGUCCCAAAGGAGGAGGUUUCCAAGGAUAUUGGACAGUUCCGGACAAUAUCAUUGUUGAAUGUGGAGGGCAAGAUCUUCAUGUCAGUGGUUGCCAGGCGUCUUACAACAUUCAUGACCAGUAAUGGGUACAUUGACACAUCAGCACAGAAGGGAGGUGUUCCAGGAUUCUCUGGCUGCAUUGAACACACAUGCGCUAUUAGCCAGUUAAUCAGGGAAGCUAAGAUCAACAAGACAGAUCUCACAGUUGUAUGGCUGGAUCUAGCAAAUGCGUAUGGCACGGUACCCCACCAGGUAAUAGAGUUUGCUCUGAAAUACCACCAUGUACCAGAACAUAUUCAGAGCAUUGUCAGAAGCUACUACAGAAACAUCAACAUGCGCUUCACAACAAAGAACUUUACAACAUCCUGGAUACAGCUUCAGAAGGGGAUUGUAACCGGCUGCACAGUGUCAGUAGUACUGUUCAUCGCCGCUAUGAAUCUCAUCAUCAAAGCCGGAGACAGGGAGUCAAGGGGACCGAAGACCCAGACAGAUAUCAGACUUCCACCACAGAGGGGAUUUAUGGAUGAUCUGACUAUCACAACAGAGUCCCACAUACAAGCUCGAUGGAUCCUAUCAGCCCUUGAAGAUGUUGUGUCAUGGGCUAGAAUGGCCUUCAAACCAAGGAAGUCAAGAUUUCUUAUCUUGAGAAGAGGUAAAGGCUGGCAGAAGACAACACUCAGGGUACAGGGCGAGGAUAUCCCAUCACUUAUUGACAACCCCGUCAAGUGCUUGGGUAAAUGGUUUGACACCACACUGGGUGAUAGCAGAAAUAACACAGAGCGCAUCAGGCAGCAACUGAGGAAUGGGCUUGCAAAGAUAGAGGGAACAGGCCUACCAGGGAAGUUCAAGGCAUGGCUUUUCCAGCAUGGCCUCCUGCCCCGUCUUCUGUGGCCACUAAUGUUGUAUGAGAUCCCAACAUCGACGGUUGAUAGCUUGGAAAGCAUGAUAAACAAGAGCCUGAGACGAUGGUUUGGACUUCCACCAUGUAUGACAAGUAUUGGACUCUACAACAGAACCGGAAUGUUGCAGCUCCCUCUUUCAUCAAUUGUAGAGGAGUACAAAGUUAGUAAGGCAAGGCUCGUGUUGACCCUACGAGACUCUAGUGACAUGAGCAUUAGAAAUGCAGGGAUAGAGGUCAGAACUGGAAGAAGAUGGUCAGCAUCGAAUGCAGUUGAGCAGGCAGAGAGUCGACUGAGACAUCAAGACAUAGUGGGAACAAGUUGUCAAGGUAGACAGGGACUCGGCUUGAACACUAGACAACCGUGGAGUUCAGCCACAACAGUCCAAAGAAGAGAACUUGUUCAGAGCGAAAUCCGAAAGGAAGAAGAAGAGAUAAGAAAGGUGAAAGCAGUCCAGAUGGGGAGCCAGGGAAGUUGGACAAAGUGGCAGACAACAGGGAGGAAACUGUCAUGGACAGAUAUCUGGAAGUACCAGUUUUUUCAACUGCAGUUCCUGAUCCGGGCAGUUUAUGAUGUCUUGCCAACACCGGCGAAUCUCCAGAGAUGGGGGCUGAUAGAAACAGCAGAAUGCACCCUAUGUGGAGGAAGAGCUACCCUGGACCACAUCUUGUCCUCGUGUAAGGAAGCACUUGCCCAGGGGAGAUACCGCUGGAGACAUGACCAGGUACUCCGAGAGGUAGCGGAUACACUUGAGAGACACAAGAAGAAGGCACGAGUACAUGCAGGGGCAAAGCACAUCAACUUUGUACCAGCAGGGACAGUAAUGAAGGGUACAAAGGGAGGACAUCCGAGUAUCCUAGACGGCACAAAUGACUGGGAACUACGGGCAGAUCUUAUGAAACAGCUGCAGUUUCCAGACAUUGUCCACACUACCCUACGCCCAGACAUUGUGAUGGUCUCCGGAAAGACAAAGAAGAUCAUCCUGGUAGAGCUGACUGUCCCGUGGGAAGAAAGAUGUACUCAGGCACAUGAGAGAAAGAAGGCCAAGUACGAAGAUCUCGUCCAGGAAUGUAGAGAGGCCGGGUGGAGAGCAUGGAACUACCCGAUUGAAGUGGGAUGCAGAGGGUUUCCUGCACCAUCGCUGGGAAAGAUGUUCCAGGAUAUGGGAAUAGAGGGACAGGCGAGAAAGCUGGCCAUUAAGAAGGUAUCACAGGCAGCAGAAAGAAGCUCCAGCUGGCUGUGGCUAAGGAGGAACGCCAGUAGCUGGAAGCCAUCCACUAAUGGGUAG